This is a messenger RNA of Coffea eugenioides, 1229 nucleotides long. RefSeq names its product 1-aminocyclopropane-1-carboxylate oxidase homolog 11-like. The transcript has 3 exons. Bases 92 to 1201 code for a protein of 369 amino acids. The record is from RefSeq and is a predicted model, not a curated record. Lineage: Eukaryota; Viridiplantae; Streptophyta; Magnoliopsida; Gentianales; Rubiaceae.
CCCUUUUCACAUUUCUUCGAAACUGAAUCAAGCGUUUGAUUUUUUCUAGCUUAACCAGCUCUUGCAGGCCACAGCUUAAGAGCGAAACAAAAUGGUUGUCGCAGGCGGCAGAGAAGUUGAAUCACAUGCCUUCCCCAGUGAUGAUCGCGAAAGGGAAUUGAAAGCCUUUGAUGAUUCCAAAGCCGGCGUCAAGGGACUAUUCGACGCAGGAGUUACUAAGGUUCCUCGUAUGUUUGUCCAUGAGCACAACAUUCCUGUAGUGAAAUCCGGCAGUAGCAGUAAGCUUGAUUAUCGCGUUCCUGUGAUUGACAUGAGAGGUACUAACCAUUCCGAGAUUGUUAAUCAGGUACGCCAUGCAUGUGAAAACUGGGGAUUCUUUCAGGUAAUCAAUCAUGGAACACCAGAAGUUACACUAGGCAAUAUGCUGGAAGGGGUGCGCUUCUUUCACGAACAAGAAGCUGAGGCAAAAAGGAAAUACUAUAGCCGGGAUCUGGCCAAAAAAGUUGUGUAUCACAGCAACAUUGAUUUGUAUUAUUCAAAGGCAGCUGUAUGGAAAGAUACCAUUACUUUCAAAAUGGUUCCUUGUCCACCAGAACCUGAAGAAAUUCCCUUGGUUUGCAGGGAUGCAUCAAUUGAAUACUCGAAAUGCGGGAUGGAAUUGGCCCUUAUCCUGUUACGGUUGGUCUCAGAGGCUGCAGGACUCGAUGCUACGCUUCUUGAAAACAUUGGCUGUGCUGAUGGACUUGUGGUGAAGGGGCAUUACUAUCCACCUUGUCCUGAACCAGAACUGACUUUUGGUACUGCUGAUCAUACAGAUAAUGAUUUUCUGACCAUAAUCCUUCAAGAUGAACUUGGCGGCCUUCAAGUUUUACAUAAAGAUGAAUGGGUUGAUGUCUCUCCUUUGCCCGGUGCCUUAGUAAUUAACCUGGGAGACAUGCUUCAGAUUGUGACAAAUGAUAAAUUCAAAAGUGUUCGUCAUAGAGUACUCGCUAAUAAGAUCGGACCUAGAAUUUCGGUGGCAAGUUUCCUCAGGCCACAAUACGGUGAAGGGUAUGUUUCGCGACCAUAUGGACCUAUCAAGGAGCUAUUGUCAGAAGAAAACCCUCCAGUCUACAGGGAGACUACCAUUGAAGAGUAUACAAAAUGCUUCCUAAUGAAAGCCAUGGAUGGAAAUGCUGCAUUAUCACAUUUCAGGUCAUGAAAGAAAGUUAAAACUGGGUUGAUUGAGG